Messenger RNA from Aspergillus tanneri, 933 nucleotides. RefSeq lists its product as uncharacterized. The record is from RefSeq and is a predicted model, not a curated record. NCBI's taxonomy places the organism in Eukaryota, Fungi, Ascomycota, Eurotiomycetes, Eurotiales, Aspergillaceae. The transcript has 2 exons. The coding region runs from base 1 to 933 and encodes 310 amino acids.
AUGUCCACAAACAUACCAAGGUAUUUCCCUCCCCCGCGAGGCUACCGCACUCGCUGGGACGGACCCACUGGAUUUACUAGACGCGAUAAAGAGGAGGGUCCAUACGGGAUAUUUAUCGAGACUGACAUGAGCGAUGCUGCGAUUCCCCUUUCUGAGUAUGAUGAUAUCUCUCCCAUUGUAUCCCUAUGGGAAAGUGCCAACCGUGACAUCCAUUCUCUCCUGUGGGGUGACCAGCCCGAGCGCGAGGUGGCCGCGAUGAGAUUGAGAGACCUUAAUUUGGACAUACGGGCGGUCACGGGAUUCUUCGGAUUAGGGAUAAUUGAAAUACAGAAUUGGUACAACGCUGGGCAAGAGCUGUUCAAGGCAGUAAGAGAUUUUCAUAUGUAUGGUUCAACCGCACGGUUUGAGGAUGUUCGAGAUUUUAUCUGGGAGCGGAUUCAAAUUAUGCAUUAUCCAACAGAAUGGAGAGUGAAAUUUGAUGAUUUUGCAUGGAAAAUUGACAGCUGUGCUGGAUAUGUUGCAAAGAUUCGAGAAACUCAGCCGGUGGAUACCGAUGACAGCGUAUUUAACGAAUGGCUGUUAGAAAACCUCCCACAGCCAAAUAUUCCUCCACCUUCAUAUGAGCACAGCCAGAUGGUAGACGUUCAAGGCCCUGCGGCACUGAGGUCCCAGACUGACGAGCAAAAUCGGGGCUCGGCCACGGCAGCAUCCCAGGUGGUAGCGAAUACUGGCAACUCUAGGGAGGCUAUUAAUAGACGGCCCGUCCGUCAAAGGUCCUCUCGUCGGGUAGUUACCCGCCAAACGCAACCGAUUCCCGCGACAGCACGCCCAGUGCCCAGUCUUAGAAGAUCCGCCCCUUCUCGCCGACCUGAGAUAAACCCUCGUGGCGCAGGAUCCAGAAGGAGGGCAGAUGAGAGGAAUCAACCCUCGUAG